Alternaria hordeiaustralica is the source of this 810-nucleotide messenger RNA. RefSeq lists its product as uncharacterized. Lineage: Eukaryota; Fungi; Ascomycota; Dothideomycetes; Pleosporales; Pleosporaceae. The record is from RefSeq and is a predicted model, not a curated record. The coding region runs from base 1 to 810 and encodes 269 amino acids. The transcript has a single exon.
AUGGCAGAUACUCAAGGGUUCCGCUUCCUGGAUCUACCCAAGGACAUCCGCCUGGAAAUCUACGAUCUUUUCCCUGCCGUAACACGUCGCUACACAGUACAACUACCACAUAGGCCAUUCAUUACACAUAGGCCAUUCAUUACGCCCUUCAGCCUGGUCUUAGAACGCAUCCCGUGCAUGGAACUACUCACCAUUUGUCGCCAGAUAUUCGACGAAGCUUCUUCCAUGCUAGGGUCAAGGUUGGCCGGCCAGCCAGUUCGUAUCUUCGCCUACGUGGAAGACUUGUGUGAUACCGUCAUCAACAUCAUAUAUCGCUAUACCUCACCUGGCUGUUCACACGAGAGCCUGACAACACGUAUCGAGCGCUACAGUCCUGGCCGCCAAAGUGGCCUCGACGAUCAGGAUGUGCCCGAAGUUUCGAUCCAGGCUCUACGUCCCAAUACAACCGCAACUGGCUCGAAGCUAGAAGUCGAGAUAGCUCUUGAGCUUGGCGGUGGAUUCAGACAUCCUUCCCAGAAGUUGCAGCUCAUGAGGAAUCUGAUUCGCAUAUUCUACAAGUGGAUUGUUGACAGCGGAGAGAUGCAGUUCUUUCGCUACGUCCCCGUCAAUAUCACAAUCCGACCCAAGCCGACAGCAAAAAUGAGCGAGAAAACGAUUAGCGAUGGGCGAGUAUUCGACAUCGAGGAAUACCCGGAGGAGUUUUGGCUUGGUAAGACGUGGACCUGUCAGGUCGGUGAGUGCAUGACGGAGGAGGAGUGGCAACGCAACUGGGAGGAAGGCAAGCACUUCGGGAAGUUGAAGCGCAUCUAG